UUUUUGUUCAAGAUUACGCAUUAAAACAAUACAAUUUGUUUAAAACUGAGUGUUGUGACCUAGGUUUGAUCUUGACAAAAUAAGUUACUAACCAAAAUGUGGAAUGAUCAAUCGGUCGUUGGAGGAGGGUUUUUAAACUCGCCAGGUCAAUUUGGUGCCACUACCACUCCUGGUCAAGCCCAAAAAACUAGCCGAAGAGUUUCACGUACAGCACCUAUAGUUAUCAGACAGGCCUUGCACUGUGGAGAUGAUGGAGUUAAGAUUUGGGGCACUGAAAUCCAAAUUGUGUCAAUACUUGCUCGUAUUAGAAAUAUUCGUAUGCAGAGCUCCAAGAUUACAUAUACUAUUCAGGAUAUUACAGGGAGAAUGCGAGCAGUCUUAUGGAUUGAUCAAGAAGCAAUGGAAGAAGAUGAUAAGUCCACACCAAAGGUUCAAGUAAAUGAUUAUGUCCAGAUUUUUGGAAAUGUUAAAACAAACAAAGGCAAAAAGGUUCUGAUGGCAUUCAAAAUUAUGCCAGUAACUGAUGUCAAUGCAAUAACUUUCCAUUAUCUUCAGUGCAUCAACAAUAAAGUGAAAAUGGAGGCAGAUUCUAAGAAAGAAAAAGUUGCAACUAACAAUCCAACAUUUACAAGUGGAUUACCAGCCAACUCCAUGGUUGGAAUAAAUGAGAACACUGGCUCAGUGAAUGGAUUGAAUCCACGACAGAUGAUGGUCUUCAACUUAAUUAGAAGCUCAACUCUAGAGCAAGGAAUCAGUAAACAAGACAUGUACGCUACACUGAAAGACCGAAUGGCUCAAAUUGAAUUUGAGAAUAUUCUGGAAUGGAUGUGUGGCGAAGGCCAUAUCUACUCUACUAUUGAUGAAGAACAUUUCCGUGCCACAGAUGCUUUCUAAAAGUAUGCUGCGACCAGAUUUCAAUGUUUCUAACAAUACUGCAGUCUGAAGUAGUACACUUGAAAUCCAUUCAAUGAAGUGUAAACUGUUAUAAAUGAACGUGUGCAGUGUUGUUAGUUAUGUAAUGAUUGUAAUAACCAUGUUCAAAGAAGCCUUAUUAUUUUUUAUUCAAACUGUUUCAAACAAAAAUAAAAAAUCCAAAUCAG
This is a messenger RNA of Ostrinia furnacalis (Asian corn borer), 1100 nucleotides long. RefSeq names its product Replication protein A2 (gene RPA2). The record is from RefSeq and is a predicted model, not a curated record. Gene Ontology annotation, molecular function: single-stranded DNA binding. Bases 97 to 894 code for a protein of 265 amino acids. Gene Ontology annotation, biological process: double-strand break repair via homologous recombination; DNA replication; nucleotide-excision repair. The transcript has 6 exons. Gene Ontology annotation, cellular component: site of double-strand break; DNA replication factor A complex; nucleus. NCBI's taxonomy places the organism in Eukaryota, Metazoa, Arthropoda, Insecta, Lepidoptera, Crambidae.